AUGUUAACCCUAAGAGAAAAACCUAGAAAUAAAAGCCCCAAACAUGACGACCUAAUAAAAAGCUACGCCAGCUCCUUCGCCGACUAUGAAGAAUGCAUCGUCGGUUUCAUGGACGAUCUGCCACUUGUCUUCUGUGGGCACGAGGAGAAGUGUUUGGGUUGCGGGGAAAGGCUUGCCCACCUGACACUGAGGAGUGUACUGAGGGGUUCGGUGGGUGUGAUUGGAGAGAGCAAGCUGGGGAUGACUGAGAAGGUGGUGCUGUUGGGAGGUAGGGUUUGUGCCGUGAAGAGGUUCAGGAAUGUGAGCUCUAGGAAGCGUGAGUUUGGGAAGAAAAUUGAGCACUUGGCUAAAGUGAGUCAGAAGUGUGAGUAUCUUUUGCCUGUCAUUGCUUAUUUGUACGCUAAGAGGAUCAAGUUUGUUCUCUCUGAUUAUAAACCCAUGGGAAGCCUCGCCGACUUGCUUGCCGGUGCUAGGCAGCAUGGCCACACAGCAUUGGAAUGGAACCAAAGACUCACUAUAGUUAAUCAUAUUGCACAAGCAAUUGCUUUCAUCCACGGACAAUAUCCUCCAUACGAGAAGAAGAUGAAGAUCAACGUACACGGGAGCAUUAGGCCAUGCAAUGUCAUGGUGAACGUGGACUUCUCGGCCUGCUUGUCGGAUUACGGAUUCACCCAAUUGGCGCAGCCGGUCGAAAGUUCAAGCACAUGGCAGCUGAUGAAGUCGCCCAGCCGGCAAAUGGAAAAUAAUUUCUGUGAUGAACUGAGUCAGAAGAGUGACAUUUACAAUUUUGGGUUGAUACUGCUGGACAUAUUGGCAGAACCAAUGGGUUUGGAAAUGACAAGGGGCAUAAAUGAAAAGCAAGCAAACAUGAACUUAGAAGGUGGUUUGGAGUUUUUUGAUUUUCCAGUGAAGGAAAGGAAAGAGAGGAGGCAAGUGUCAAUGGUUUUGCAGAUUGCUUUGGCAUGUACAAAUGCCAAACCAGAGGCUAGGCCUCCAAUAGAGGAGAUAGCUUUUAAUAUUUCGAAGAUAUUGUAA
Pyrus x bretschneideri (Chinese white pear) is the source of this 1035-nucleotide messenger RNA. Its product is annotated as probable inactive receptor kinase At2g26730. Bases 1 to 1035 code for a protein of 344 amino acids. NCBI's taxonomy places the organism in Eukaryota, Viridiplantae, Streptophyta, Magnoliopsida, Rosales, Rosaceae. The transcript is spliced from 2 exons. Gene Ontology annotation, biological process: protein phosphorylation. The record is from RefSeq and is a predicted model, not a curated record. Gene Ontology annotation, molecular function: protein tyrosine kinase activity; ATP binding.